CCUGAACCGGAUCGGUACGAUUCGACUAACUGGAGACAUCCGACCACGCCUGAUGGAACAGCCUUCUCCAAUAGAAACAGCUCAUCAAAGCUUCGUUAUGAACCGACUUCUAUGGGACUCACAGUUUGGGCGUGUUCCUGAAAUGUUAUAUGUUGUGUUUAAAGUUUCAAAUUUUAUGUACUCUCAGCCUGUUAAUUCCGUGUAG
Pelobates cultripes (western spadefoot toad) is the source of this 205-nucleotide messenger RNA. NCBI's taxonomy places the organism in Eukaryota, Metazoa, Chordata, Amphibia, Anura, Pelobatidae. The record is from the annotation of a GenBank genome assembly.